CCUGUCCCUAUUAUCACAAACAAGAAUCCAGACUCUCUUGAGAAAGACAAAGGGAAUCCCAUUUAUUUGGGAAUCCAGAGUCCAGAAAUGUGUCUGUGUUGUGAGGACAUCGGAGGACAGCCCAAAUUGCAGCUUAAGGUCCUGAUUCUGUUCAUCUGGGGUAGAGCCUGAGAUUCUGCAUUUGUGAGAAACAGUUGGAUGAUGCCAGUGGUGCUGCUCCAUGGACCACACUUUGAACCUUAAGGAUGUACAGAACGAGGACAGUUCCAUGUGACAAUUUGGCAAUAUGUGAACAAUAGCCAAAUUGAGUGGUGGGAAUUAUGCUAUCAGAGUUGGGAAGGAUUUGUGGGGCUGAGGUGACUAUAUUAGACUUUAAAUUAAGAAGUGAAGGAUAGAUACGGAUGGACAAAGGAAUUAAACCCCAAGGCAAUUCCAGUUCUGGUUAGCUAAAGAGAAAGAGGAAGCUAUGUUCCUAAACUGUAUUCUUAUGGAGUUCUUUUCUAGCAGAAACAGAAGUUUCCUUCAUCAUAUUUAACUCAGUUUCCCUUCUUAGGAGCAUCCACCCCCUUGGCUAUGAAGGAUGUCACUGCCACGCUAGGGAGAGAUACAUAGAGGUCUUGGGUUAUCUGGUAUCACUGAAGCCCCCAUCACCUCUGCUAAUGGCACCAUGGGCUAAGUUCCCAGACCAUAUAGAGCUCCAUGUAUUUAUAGGAAGAAAUAAGGAAUCUGAAAGGACACAUAUCUUUUCAGCUGUGGUCGUGAAUGGGUUUGCAUUAGUAUAUGCAGCAUCCAUACUAAUGUGUCCUGGAUGUUUGCUUCUUUGCACCUGAUGGCAGGACAUUGAGCCUCUCCCCUUAAGAUAUCCAAGUGUAUCCAGUCCUAUAUAAGGAGAAUGAGGGUGAUGUCAUAAGCUCUGGACUUUCUUCUUAGAGCAUGGAAAUCAACUCAGGCUAAUGGAUACUCAGGACAGGACCUCUUUAUAGACUCAGCAUAAUUCUGAGUCCCAGUUUUGACUGAGGAAACCUGCUGUACAUUUAAUUGUAGGUGAUUCAUGACUCCACACUCCUUAGGGGACAGCUAUGGGGCUACCUAGGACAAUAUUGAGAAGCAAGAAUCCCUUGGAAGGGUAUAGGGUGUGAACACGAGGGUGUCUUUAUGUGGCCAAGUAGGCUGAUGAGGUAGCUAGGAACCCCCUGAGAAACAUUAUCAUCAUCCCACCGGAGGCUGAAGAGGCUGGGACAUUUAUUCACCAGUCCCUUCCCCAACUGGUUGAGAUUGCCCUUGAGAUGCAAGCCCUUGAGGUAUGGAGCUGAGAGGUGCUGGCAACCGUCACAGAGAAAGUGAACUCAGAUGGGCUGAAAGGAUGGGGCAGAGUCUCGCCAGCACUACCUCAGCUUCCCUUUGUGGAAAACCUAAUGCAUGCGUGCUAGCUCAGGGCAUUGGAGUAUCAGGGAGUCAACCUCACUUCCCCACUAAUCUAGAGUCCAUGAGGGGCAAGAUGAGCAGGAGCUGACCUUGCGCCAGGUAAGGCUCCCUUGAGUGGAGAAGCAGCAUGCACACUGGCUCUGAAAAGCUGGAGGAGCAUAUACUGGGGUGUUUUUUUUGUUUUUCAUCUGAGAUUGGCAGGGGAUAUGGUGACUGGACCAGGAGUGGUUAGAAACUACACAGGUCUUAGAGGACCCAUCCCUUUCUCAGUCUACCUUGCACCUGUUGUUGUUUUCACUCUUAGGAGUAGCAUUAUGGUGUGUCAUUUUGCAGCAUCAGAGUUUAGUCAUCGGCCAUGGGGCAGUCCCAUAAUGCUUCUUUCCUCAAACUCGCUGUUGAUGACUAUAUUUCCUGGUGGUUGCUCUCAGAUGCUUAACAUGCCUCAUUUUUCAUGGUGCAUGGACAGGUCACAACCCUGCCCCAGUUGACAUUUCUUUAUAUAAAGCCUCACUGAAUCCCCUGGCACCAGGAACUGACAAAUGCUCAAGGUACAAUCCGAGCCCCAGUGAGGCAGAACCUCCUCCCUUCCUGAUGUGGAUCUAAGGCUUGGACACUAUUGGAGUUCAUCAGAGCAUCUGAGUACAGAGGAAACCAUAGUCCAUAGUGGUAGGAAUACCGGGUCCUCUGUAGCUGCAAAGCUUGCUGACCUUUGAUCUUCUCUUGCUUGUGGGCCUCUGGCCCUGGUACUCCUGUUUUCUUAAGGCUCUUGGUUUAGGCUAAACAAGAUUCAUAGGUACAGCUGCUUCUGCUACAGGUAGGCUACAUCCAAGAAGGUGAGCAGGUGAGGGAGGGAGGUGAAUUCUGGGAGUGUAGAUUCUUACUGAGGUCAUUGUUGGGCUGGUCACCAGCUCUUCUUCUGACUCAGGGUCAGACUGUGGCUUGGGACUGACUCAGGUCCUCUCGUGGGGUCAGUCUGCACAUAAAAGUCUUCACGCCUUGACAGUUCUAAAACAUCAUCAUCAACAAUGGAUAAUAAAGUAUUAUCCAAGGCACACCCUGUUCAGGGGAAUAUUCAGGAUGUCAAUCAUCUGGUGUGGGUACUUCAAGGCCAGACCCUCAAAGCAGUCCCAAGGAAGAACUAUAUAGAUCCAGUCACUGUUACCUUAAUCUCAUGCAAUUGUAUGGAGACUCUUGAGAAGGACAGAGGGAAUCCCGUCUACCUGGGACUGAAGGAGCCAGAGCUCUGCCUAUUCUGCACGGAGGACAAGGGGGAGCCCACAUUGCAGCUUAAGGAACAGAACAUAAUGGAUCUGUACCGCCAACCUGAGCCUGUGAAGCCCUUUCUCUUCUACUAUGAACAGAGUGGCAGUACCUCCACCUUUGAGUCCGUGGCCUUUCCUGGCUGGUUCAUCGCCUCCUGCUCCAAUGGAGGCUGUCCUCUCAUUAUUACCCAAGAAUUGGGGCAAGCCUACACCACUAACUUUGGGCUCACUGUACUUCAGCCUUAAGGUUGGUCUAGGGUUGGGGGUUGUUCUCCUCGCAGAGAAUGUUGUCUUGGUUUCCUCCAUUCUAGCUCUCCAAGUGCUUCUGAAGCACAACACUGUGAAUCAACUAUACUUUAAUUAAAAAAGAAAGAAAGAAACAAGUUCUUCUGAGAUGAAUGCUGUUAUACAAGCAUUCAACAAGGGAAGGCAGAGUUGCCAGAAUUACGUCCAUUUUUUUUGGGGGGGGUUGGGGGGCAUACAGGAUCUUAGCUCCCUGACCAGGAAUUGAAUCCAUGCUCCCUGCAGUAGAAGUGCAGAGUCCUAACCACUGGACUCCCAGAGAAGUCCCCUAUGUGUUCAAUUUUUGAAAGUACAAACCAGAUUAAAAGGGGAGUAAGCAGUCAAGUCUUAGUGUAGAAGGAAGGAAGAAUCUGUGGCUGGGCUGUUCACCCAAGGGUACCUUACUGGCCUCCGUACAUCCAUGCAAUGACCUAACAUCCAUGCAACAGUGGGCCAAGCUAUAUGUGUUCUCCCAGGGGCUAUAUGUGCUCUCCCAGGGGCCAUAUGAAAAACAGUCCAGGGAAAUUGAGGGUCUUUGCUAUGGGCAUGUAGCUAAAUUAUGACAACUUGACAAAAAUAAUAAAACUCUACUUAAUAUCCUUGCUAAUGAUACGUCAAAUAAUAAAUAAAGGUGAUGAUUCUUUCAUCUGGAGUCCAGAUCUCUAGAUUUUCAGACACAUUGCUCCGUGGUGUUACAUCAAGAUCUUUUGACUCCUGGUGGGAAGAAGCAGACAUGGAAGUUCCAUAAAAGAAAAGACCACAAAGUAAGCUGAGCCCCUCCUGGCUGUGGUUUGUGUCUCAGUGAAGUUGUAUGUUCUGCUGGUUUGAAUGAAGAACUAGUGGUGUUUAUGAAACUUUCACCUAAAGCAUUAUCAUUGGAUCUUAUGGAGUGUUAAAUUUGUGAAAUA
This is a messenger RNA of Hippopotamus amphibius kiboko, 3877 nucleotides long. Its product is annotated as interleukin-36 alpha-like. Gene Ontology annotation, biological process: cellular response to lipopolysaccharide; inflammatory response to antigenic stimulus; positive regulation of gene expression. The record is from RefSeq and is a predicted model, not a curated record. Bases 2451 to 2933 code for a protein of 160 amino acids. The transcript has 5 exons. NCBI's taxonomy places the organism in Eukaryota, Metazoa, Chordata, Mammalia, Artiodactyla, Hippopotamidae. Gene Ontology annotation, molecular function: interleukin-1 receptor binding; cytokine activity.